AUAUUCUAUACUUUAAGAAAAGCUGUUUACAUUGAAUGUUGAGGUUGGAGAAUGUAAUGCAAAUAAUGCAACUAAUACAACCUAACUAAUGAUAAAAAAAAUGCUUUCACAAUGAAUCGUCAUCUUUAAAGUAUUAUGUCUAAUCAAUAAAAUUUUAAUAUGUGAAAUUUUUAAUAUGUGAUAAUUUUAACAAAUAUGGAAUUUCAAAAUAUAUUUAUAAUAUAUUAUACCUUAUUUACUGUACAAAACACUUAUGGUCUUCAUAGAAAUCUGAAAUAUUAUGAAACUCUCCAUAUAUCUCAUUUUCAACAUAAUAUUGUAAAACGUGGUAUCCAGCAUAGUUAUCAUCCUUAUAAUAAAAUAAAUGAAUUAGAGUUUUAUUCCCAUGGAAGAUAUUUUCGAUUAAUUUUAACACCAAGAAGAGAAGUUAUUCAUUCCAAAUUCAAAGCAUAUGAAGUAAAUGGUAAUGGAGAACAAAAGACUAUACAUUUAGAUCAUGAAAGUUUUUAUCAUGGACGAGUAUUUGGUGAAAUUGACUCUCAUGCACAAAUGCAUAUUGAUAAUGGUAUUCUUACUGGUAGUAUUACUAUUUCUGAUGAAACAUUUCACAUUGAGCCAUCUUGGAGACAUCUUCCUCAUUUAGGAAAUGAAACAAUGAUUAUUUAUAAAUCAUCAGAUGUUAAAUUAAGUUGGGAACAUUUUGAACAUGGGGAGGGGCAUACCCAUGGUGCUCCCAAAACUUGUGGAUAUGUAAAAGAAGAAUUAGACAUUCCAGUAAAUAAUAGGGAGGAGAAAGAGGACGAAGAAAAAUCUGAUUUUAAAUUAAAUAAACAUUCCAGGACAAAGAGACAAACAGAAACUUAUGAAUAUACUCCAACAAAAACAAGAUGUCCAUUAUUAUUAGUUGCUGACUAUCGCUUCUAUCAAGAGAUGGGUGCUAGCAGUACAAAAACCACAAUUAAUUAUUUAAUAAGUUUAAUUGAUAGAGUACAUAAAAUUUACAAUGAUACUUUAUGGCAAGAACGACAAGAACAAGAUGGGUUUAAAGGAAUGGGUUUUGUUAUUAAAAAAAUCGUAGUUCACAGUGAACCUACUCGUGUAAGAGGUGGUGAAACACACUAUAACAUGGUCAGAGAAAAGUGGGAUGUUCGUACAUUGCUUGAGGUUUUUAGUCGAGAAUAUAGUCACAAAGACUUUUGCUUAGCUCAUUUAUUUACUGAUCUUAAAUUCGAAGGUGGUAUAUUAGGAUUGGCAUAUGUUGGAUCACCUCGUAGAAACUCAGUAGGUGGAAUUUGUACACCAGAAUACUUUAAAAAUGGUUACACAUUAUACCUCAAUUCAGGUCUAAGUUCUAGUAGGAAUCAUUAUGGACAAAGAGUUAUCACAAGAGAAGCAGAUUUAGUUACUGCACACGAAUUUGGACACAAUUGGGGUUCUGAACAUGAUCCAGAUAUAACAGAAUGCAGUCCAAGUGCUAGUCAAGGAGGUUCAUACUUAAUGUACACAUAUAGUGUUAGUGGAUAUGAUGUGAAUAACAAGCGUUUUUCACCAUGUAGUUUAAGAUCCAUUAGAAAAGUAUUACAAGCAAAAUCAGGCCGCUGCUUUUCUGAACCAGAAGAAUCGUUUUGUGGUAAUUUACGAGUCGAAGGAGAUGAAGAAUGUGAUGCAGGAUUACUUGGUACAGAAGACAAUGAUGCUUGCUGUGAUAAAAACUGUAAACUUCGUAGAAAUCAGGGAGCAGUUUGCAGUGAUAAAAAUUCACCCUGUUGUCAAGGUUGUGCAUUUAUGCCAUUAGGUGUAAAAUGUCGCGAUGCACAGUAUGCUACAUGCGAACAAGAAUCACGCUGUACAGGAGCAUCUAGUGAAUGUCCUAGAUCUCCACCAAUGAAGGAUGGUACAGGUUGUCUUGAAAGAGGUCAAUGCAGACUCGGAAAAUGUGUACCAUAUUGUGAGACACAGGGUUUGCAGAGUUGCAUGUGUGAUACAAUUGGAGAUGCAUGUAAAAGAUGCUGUCGAAUGAGUUUGAAUGAAACAUGUUUCCCCAUAGAUCCUCAAGAUAUUUUACCUGAUGGAACACCAUGUAUUCAAGGCUUUUGUAACAAGGGUGUUUGUGAAAAAACAAUUCAAGAUGUAGUAGAACGAUUUUGGGAUAUUAUUGAGGAUAUAAAUAUUAAUAAAGUUAUGCGAUUUUUAAAAGAUAAUAUAGUAGGUGCUGUUAUAAUUAUUACUGCCAUUGUAUGGAUUCCCACUAGCUGCGUCAUUAGUUACAUCGAUCAUAGACGAAUUAAAGAAAGCGAAAAGAAAUGGCGUUGGAAGCAUACAGAUGAACUUAUUCAUCCAGAUGAACAAAGACAAGUUAUUUAUAUUGGUGGACAACGGCAAAAAAUACCGCAGAUUACGCAACAAUCAUAAAUGUUUAAUCUAUAUUGUGGAUGCGGAAAUGUCACGCAUAAGGAAAUUUCUAGUCACGAGUGUUUUGAAUUUUUAUAUUUCAUAUGACUUUCAUUUGUUAUGUAAAUAAAGAAUGUUUUUAAUA
This is a messenger RNA of Frieseomelitta varia, 2536 nucleotides long. It is a transcript of the gene Tace, whose product is annotated as ADAM 17-like protease. The record is from RefSeq and is a predicted model, not a curated record. NCBI's taxonomy places the organism in Eukaryota, Metazoa, Arthropoda, Insecta, Hymenoptera, Apidae. The transcript has 13 exons. The coding region runs from base 196 to 2412 and encodes 738 amino acids. Gene Ontology annotation, cellular component: plasma membrane. Gene Ontology annotation, molecular function: metalloendopeptidase activity. Gene Ontology annotation, biological process: membrane protein ectodomain proteolysis; Notch signaling pathway.